Messenger RNA from Rubroshorea leprosula, 1417 nucleotides. Lineage: Eukaryota; Viridiplantae; Streptophyta; Magnoliopsida; Malvales; Dipterocarpaceae. The record is from the annotation of a GenBank genome assembly.
AUGACAAUAAAGAAGACAGAGUUGAAUUUUGAAAAUCGUUUGAACCAAGUAUGGAACGAGGAGCAAUCAUUGGUUUUGUGGGAGUCUGGAUGUGAAGUUAGAUCAUCCUUGCAAACAUCUGUUGUUCAACAACUUGAGAGUCUGCCUCAACAACUUGAAAGACUACCUUUAUUUAAUUGUAGCAACAUUUGGUUUGCUGGUGACAGAGCAUGCCUCCAGAUUGCGAAUAAAAUUGAAGUUUUAAGAGCCAUCAGUCUCCCCCUACAGCCUGGAGAAAGUAGCUUCAAGGAGUUUCAUCACCUCAAGGACUAAUCUUGCAAAUUGAAAUUCCAGUAUUUUUUUUCAGCUACCACAAGAUCCCUCAUCAACAAUUCCAACCUGUCCUCCAUAUUUAUUUUACUAUUUUUUCUUUUUUGAAUUUAAUGUCUGUUUAGAUGGUUUGUUUGUCCCUUUUGUUUUUGUAUCAUCUAAUUUGUAAUAACUUUGUUGAAGCUGAGAUACUCUAUUGGCUUUAGUUCAACUAAAGUUUGAUGUCCUUAAUACAUGUUUCUAUCACAUUCUUCAUUUUCUAUUUUAAUUGAAUUCCCAAUUUGCUUAUCAAAAGCUUUCGAAUGUAGACUAGGAGAGAAACAAAAACUCUAAUUUAUAGUAAAAUGCUCAAGAGAUGUACGAUAGGACUGAAGUUAUCAGUUCCAUAUGACUCUUUUUGUGUUUCUUCACAAAAAUGGUGAUCGGUUGGAGAUUCAUAUCGGAACCAGGGUGAUUUCUUUUCUCCCUUCCCCUAUUUCUUCAUCUCUAGAAAUCACAAAACCGGAUAUCAGUUCUGCUUUAUGUGACUAAUUAUAUAAUCCCAUGGCUUUUCAACUUUUCUUCAAGUGUUUGAGUUGAAGGUGCUGCUGAUUUGCAUAAAGGUUAUUUUGAGUUAGAAGGGCUGCUGGUUUGCAUCAAAGGUCCCAUCGGUCCUUAAUUAUUUGUCAUUAAGUUAACAGAGGCUAACUCCAGAACCAUAAAAUAGGCAAGAAAAGUGGCAUAAUUCAGCAUAUUAUCAAGAAAGGGGCCAAUGUAAUGCUUAGUACCACUUGCACAUUCCAUUCCUAUCACAUUGAGAGAGAGAUAUGAAAGCUUUAAGUUAUAUGACGUUAUAAUAGUAAUGAUUUUAUGGGAUAUUCGUGGACUGUUCCACUGUACGUUAUCUUUUAAAAAUCAUAUGUUGUCAAAACAACAAACUUGGUCUGUCUUCCCCUUUUGUUUUUCUAUGGUACCACCUUGCCCUAUACAUAUUGAUUUUGUUAAGUUAGUCUGUUUUGAUGGUUGUAUCUUUUGUUGUACAGAGUUGUUGGCUGUAAACCUAUACAAAGUUGCUGAAACCUCAUUGCCGAAGCAUCAAAUGUUUUACUAAUAUAUAAAGGGCGCCCUA